Messenger RNA from Amphiprion ocellaris (clown anemonefish), 2444 nucleotides. RefSeq names its product StAR-related lipid transfer (START) domain containing 10 (gene stard10). Bases 675 to 1463 code for a protein of 262 amino acids. Gene Ontology annotation, molecular function: lipid binding. The transcript has 6 exons. The record is from RefSeq and is a predicted model, not a curated record. NCBI's taxonomy places the organism in Eukaryota, Metazoa, Chordata, Actinopteri, Pomacentridae.
GCUGCAUCGCCUGCUGCCGGUGCAGCCCGAUCUCCUCCUCCUCUCUCCCUCCACCUCCUUCCCCUCUUCCUCUUAUUCCUCACCGCAUCCCCUCCACCACCUGCCACAGCAGCAACGCAGCGAUGGAGAGCUUCUGCCCGUCAUUGUGAAGCUCACAGAGGAUCCCAGCUGAGCCACAAGCAGAGAGUCAUCCAGAGAGGACAGAAAAGCCGGAGACGGAGGUGAGGAGACAGAAACGGAGAGUGGCGAGCGGAAGCGCAGAAACAUAUGGUUUGUGUGAAGAGCGGCUGUUUGCGAGGACUGCUGAAACGGACACAAACUUCUUCGAAAACCGAGAUCGGCGUGAUUUUCACAUUUGAUUCGGACGUCGCGUUUGUUUUUCGCCACUUCUUUGCCGUAUUUCGUGCGCUCUCACCUGUGCGUCCACCUCUGUUCCAUUAGUUUGUGCAGGGUGGAUUGCGGCUGUUGGACCUCCCUGAACGCGCGCACACACACACACACGCACACACACCAUCACAAGACGCAGCCUGCAAAAGCUUCUCGCUGGUAGGAAAUUGAAUUAGACAACUUCUCUCCACGGAAGAGGAGGGAAAUAUUGGUUGGCUCUCGGCUUCUCUUCGCUCACCAGGAGUCUCCCAGACCUCCUCUGUCUCUCCUCCCGGUAAUAACGCGCUAUGUCUGCUCAGACUGUGAGCAUCCCGGACGACCGGGCUUUCGCCAGCUUCAAGGCGGAGUGUCUGUGCGAAGAGGGCUGGAGUAUGACCUACACCAAGUCGGGGAUCGUGGUGUGGACCCAGUCUCUGGAAGAGGGAAAGUCCGUCCACAAGAUUAAGUGUCGGAUGAUAUGUAAGGAUGUGUCGGCUGAGACUAUGUAUGACGUUCUCCAUGACAUUGAAUACAGAAGGAAAUGGGACUCAAAUGUCAUUGAGACCUUCGACAUCGGAAAACUUACGGUCAACGCAGAUGUUGGUUACUACUCAUGGAAGUGUCCAAAACCUCUUCGGAACCGUGAUGUCAUCACGCUUCGCUCCUGGCUGCCAAUAGGGAGAGAUUACAUCAUCAUGAACUACUCUGUCAAACAUCCUAAAUACCCUCCUAAAAAGGACAUGGUGCGUGUUGUUUCCAUUCAGACGGGGUACAUGAUCCAAAGCCAGGGACCUAAUCACUGUACCCUCACUUAUAUGGCCCAGGUAGAUCCACGAGGAUCGUUACCCAAGUGGGUUGUCAACAAGUCUUCCCACUUACUUGCUCCUCGCGCAAUGAAGAAAAUCCACAAAGCCUGUUUGAAGUAUCAAGAGUGGAAGCAGAGACAUAACCCUGGCUUCAAGCCCUGGCUCUACCCUGAACAGACUACAUUACCCAGCAUCCCACUCUCUGAGCUCAGCAUCCAGCGUGCAGAGAGCCUGGAGAAUAUUGAUGAGAGCUCACUGGCUGAGACCCAAGAGAGAGAGGACAGCGACUAACACACACACACACGCACACACACACGCACAUUCACACAGUCAUAUGUCCAUACAAACAGUAAUGCAGGGAUACAUGAAUACCUGAUACACAACCAUAAUUAAAUAUAUGCAUUUGUGACUUUUUGUAAGUAUGUGUGUAUAUAUUUUACAUGCACACACAUACUUGCAUCCAUAUUGUCCAUACAUAUGCAGGCAAACCAAAAGGCACACGUGUGUAAGAAUUCAUGCACAAACUCAUACUUCACUGACUCGAUCACAUACUUAGAUGCUUACUUACGACGUAAAUAAUGUAUGAAGACAUGCAUAUAUAAACAUGCAGCAUACAUGCACUCAGUUACACAGCCACCCAUUGACAGGGGGCUCCAAGAAUACUUACUUUUACAAUUCUAGAAAAUGGAAUUUACUGUAAUUAGAAAAAUGGCUGUAAAUUUUGUUUUUUCGUGUUUGUUCAAGGGAUUCAAUGUUUUCUGAUUGGGACCAAUGCAGGUUAUCAUAGCAAACUAUAUUUUUAGUCAGAUUUAAAGCUAAAAUGUUUACAGACUAACCUGACAGUGCAUUUUUUGCUGUCAUUCAAAACACGACAAUUUUAAAAUAAUACUAUCCUCUUUUAGCAACUCAUCUAACAUUACAUUGCAACCCACAAUGGGACACAUGUCAACAUACACUAUGAAUUUACACUACACUAAUAGACUCAGACAUGUUUACACACCCAGUGUGUAUUUCUGUGCCCAAAGUGUCUUUCUGUCCUGCAUUAUGUGUCUCCAUCACUUUUUGCAAGCACAUAAACAUAUGCAGGUGUGCAGAAGGCAGCUAACCCAACCUGCAUCCCUCUCUCUCUCUCUCACUCUAACACACACAAAUACACAAACACAUUCAGAUUUGCUCUCACAUGUACUGUCUGCUCCUCUAUAUUUGAGAGAUGUAUGAAUGUAUGUAGAGUUUAAAAAUUAAACAGAUUCCUACAAAGGUUUUCAAAUUUCA